GCAACUCCGGGCCCGGGGCUGCGUCUCCUCCCUAGCGCUGUGGGCAGGGCCGGGCCGGGCCUCGGUGCGCAGCCUCGCUGGGUGAAGGGGGCUGGCAGGGUCCUGCGGGACUAGCUGGUUGCAAGUCCCCAAUGGAGAGGCUGGUUUCCAUUCUCAGUCAGGCCCUGGAAGACUGUGCUGAGCAAAAGAAGAAGCUAGAGGACAAUCUAACCCUGUGUCGGGCCCUUCUUGGAGACUGGAAAGUGCAAACUCCUGAGAGUCCAAAGCCAGAGAAUGGCCCAAAGAGUGACCAAGAGAGUGAGCCUUCACCCAAGGAACUGGAGCAGCUGGAGCUGUUGAACAGAGCCCUGGAGAGAGCAUUAAGAGUCCGGAAAAGCACCCUGCGAAAUCCUUUGGGGGCCCUAGGAGCUGCAGAAGGAAAGAAGGGAGCAGAGAAGAAACCUGCUACCAGCACUGUUAGAAUGCAGCAGGCACCCUUGUCUAAAGAGAGUGUCCCUAAGACCAUCAAGGUGACAUCUGUGUGCAAAAAGGCUUCCUCUUCCAAAAAGCUCUCAGCCUAUAUGCUGAAAGCUCCCUACAGGACUGAUCCUGUGAAAGCACCAACCAGUCACAGCUCCAGGGCUCCAAAGGUGGCUGGGAAGGGCUCGACUAAAGGGGCUGCCCUCCAACAAGUGAGGAAGACUGUGCCAGCUGCCAGUGUUAUUCAGCAAGAGUUCUGUGCUGCUGCAGAACCAUCUGGCUCACCCAGCUCUCCCCUGCACCAGCAGCAGAGCUGUUCUUCCUUUGGAGGCUCUGCUAGUGGCGAAAACUCGGUAGCUGUCAUCCUACAGGGAGUCGAUCCAGAGAAUGAUUGUCAUGGUUCCUUGGCAGAGUCUCUAGUGACACAGAGCCAUACAGCAGGAGAUAUCCCCAUGGGGAGUACCACGGCCUGCACAUUCACUCUCCAGGAAAAGGGGUCUUUGUUGAAGCUACCGCUUCCCUAUAGGAAAGCCUAUUCCAGGAACUUCAGACUGUGGGAGAAGUGUCAUCUGUGCCAAAGCAGCUCAGUCACAGCUGCUGCAAGGAGUCGCUUUCUAGAGAGAAUGCAGGCGACUUUUUGUUCCUCUGCACCAGCCUUUAGUCCUGCAGAGAUAGAAGAGGAGGUGAUGGUCCUGCGUGAUGCACAUUCUCUCCUGAGCCAGUACAUGGAAGCUGAGACCACAGGCCACCCAACGUGGGAGAGAGAGUAUGAAUGUCUCCUGACCCUGGAAGGCCUGCAAGACACAGCAUCCCAGUGUCUGCACAAGCUGCAGCUGCUGCAAGCAGCUGCGGAGUCCCAGAUGGUGGUACACCCGGCAGACUGUACUCACUGUGUGGGGACCUCCCCUGCAGAUUGCGCUCCACUCAGAGGACGAAGAUGCGGGGACACGGGUGUCCUGGCAACACCUCUCCUUUUUUACUCCAGCUUCCAGGAGCUGAGGGACAUGGCUGCCUUGAAACUGCAGGUGCUGAUGCUGCGCCAGCAAAUCGAUAUACAGAAGGUCUUGAUAGCUGAGCUUCUCCCCAUUCUGGAAUCCAGGCUCCCUCAUGAUGAUUCUCCAUCUCAUCUGUACCGCUCAGUUUACACCCAACUCUGUGAAGGAGGCGAGCGAUUCCCUGUGCUGAUGAAUGAUGAGCUGCCAGACUGACCCUGAAUCCAGCCUGCUGUCUUGCCGGCCGUCCCCACGCCCAGAGAGAGAGAGCCAAGAAAUAAACUUUUCCUAGUAAUUUUUUUCCCUCUGCCCACUUGUCAAACAAAAUAAUUAAAUUUCACACUGGUUUCUAACUCCAUUUCUCUUUUAAAUCAUCCAGUCAUCUUCUCUACCUGAUAGCUGAGGGGUUCUGAAGACAAGGGCUUUGAAGUACCACUACCCUGGGGCUUACCAUCCAAUGGGUUACCAUGAAUAGUGCAGUCCUUUACCUGGAUCGCCUCCAACUGUGAUCCUGUCUGAUCCACCAAGCUAAGAAGGGCUGAGCCACAUGGGUGCUUAGAUGGGAGAUGUCCAUGGAAAACCCAGAUGCUGCGGGAAGUAGUGCUGCUGGAAUGGAUUGCUAGGUGGUGCUCUUCCCUCUCAGUACUGAACCAGUACUGUGUGGUGCUGGAGGAGCUGUCUUUCAGAGACCAACCCAGUGUCUGGUCUAGUCCUAUGGCACUUGUCUAAGAAUAGUAGUUUUGACCCUGGUGUCCUGGCCAAAUUCCAACAUGGGUAAUUGCAUUCUACCUCCCUAGCUCCCCCUUGUAUUUUGAAUCAUAUGAUAUUCUUUCCUUCUGUCAAGGUUCCUCCCCCUCUCUGAACUUUAGGGUACAGAUGUGGGGACCUGCAUGGACACUUCUAAGCUUAAUUACAAGCUUAGAUCUGGCAACACUGCUGCCAGCCAGAAUUCCAGUGUCUGGCACACUCCCUGUCCCCCAAAAACUUUCCCCUCCCUGGAUAGCCUUGA
Molecule: messenger RNA, 2460 nt
Organism: Mauremys mutica (yellowpond turtle)
Lineage: Eukaryota; Metazoa; Chordata; Testudines; Geoemydidae
Gene: TEDC2
Product: tubulin epsilon and delta complex 2
Exons: 10
Coding region: 132-1667 (511 amino acids)
Source: RefSeq, a predicted model, not a curated record